Molecule: messenger RNA, 1411 nt
Organism: Pollicipes pollicipes
Lineage: Eukaryota; Metazoa; Arthropoda; Thecostraca; Pollicipedomorpha; Pollicipedidae
Product: reticulon-4 receptor-like 2
Exons: 5
Coding region: 143-1411 (422 amino acids)
Molecular function (GO): protein binding
Source: RefSeq, a predicted model, not a curated record
GUGCAGGGGGCGGAGGUGGAGCCCGCCGCGCUGCCAGGACAAGCCACAGUUGACGUGCUUGAGGCCUGGACUGAGUGAGCUCCGCACGCGGAAAACUUCUUCGGGCCAUCCCGCCAGUCCGGAUGCAGCGCCACGUCGCGUGAUGAAGCCGCCGCAGGAGGCGAUGCUGGUCCCGACGACGGCACCGCUACUGGCACUGGCACUGCUCGUCUGGCACGCGGCCGCCCUCUGUCCGGCGCAGUGUCACUGCAACCACACGGCGCUGACGGUCAGCUGCGAGCGCGGCCGGCUUGAGCACUUCCCCAUCCAGCUGAACCCGCGCGUCGAGCGGCUCUCGCUCGCCGGCAACAGGAUCGCUCGGCUGCGCGGCUCGUUCGACUACUACACCCGCCUCGUGUCGCUCAACCUCAGCCGCAACGCCGUCAGCCAGCUGGCCGAACAGACGUUCGAGCACCAGCGCCGGCUGGUCGAGCUCGACCUGGGUGACAACCUGCUGACCGAGCUGCGCCGCCGCACGCUGGCCGGCCUGCGGCGCCUGACCAGCCUUUCGCUGGCCGGCAACCGGCUGGCGCGGCUGGAGAACGGCGCGCUCGACGACCUGGCCGGCCUGAGGCGGCUCGACCUCAGUCGUAAUCGGCUGACCUCGCUGCUGCGCCAGCUGGCCACCGUCGGUGAGCUGCGCCUCUGCAACAACCAGCUAGCGGCGCUGCCGGCGCCAGACGGCGCGCCGCUCUCCGGAACGCACACGCUCGACCUCUCCGGCAACCGACUAACGGAGGCGCGCGGGCUGGCCGCGCUGCGCGGUCUGCACCGGCUCGACCUCAGCGGCAACCGGCUGCUGACGCUGGCCGCCGCUGCGCCGCCACCCAGCCUGCGUCAGCUCGACAUCAGCAACAACCGGCUGGCGGCGCUUCCCGGCGACACGCUCGCCGGCCUGCCGCUGCUCGAGGAGCUGCGCCUCUGCGACAGCCCGCUGCUGGCCAGCGUCGCCGCUGAUGCCCUGGCCGGCUGCCCGCACAACCGGCUGGAGGGCGUACCGCAGCCACCGGCCGCCGCCAACCUCAGCUGGCUGGACGCGCGCGGCAACCAGCUGCGCUGCAACUGCUCGCUGCUGUGGCUGCGCGCCGCUGUGGACGGUCUGCGAGUGCCGGACGUGCUCGUCCAAAGCCGCUCGGCGCGCCACCAGGACUUCUCGCGGGCCGGCGGCGGCGCCGCGCCCGACCUGUGCCACCCGCGGUCGCGCGAGCGCCGGAAACGCAGCCCCUCCAGUCCUGACAUCUGGCGGCCCAACCCGCAGACUGUCGGCCGCCGAACCGGCGCUAGCCAAGCGGUGUCGGCUACGUCCGUCAGCGGCCAGUUUACUGAGCAGACGAAGGAUGGAAUCCAUUACAUUCCAGUAACCGUUGUGUGA